AUAGUCCUGGAAGAGGCGGACAUCUUUUUGCGUUUUGUUAAAAUUUGUAGUCCUAAUAAUGGCAACGAAGCUGCCUGCAAUCAAUAUUAAGCCAGGAGCUUCCGCUCCCAGCAUGACCACGUCCGAUCCGGAGGCACCAAAUCUAUGGAUCCAUUGCAAUAGCUGCUGCGAACAGUACGUCCAGAAGAAGUCCAAGUUCUUCCUCCUCGCCUGCCACCACGUAGCGUGCGAUAAGUGCGUCAAGGUCUGUGCGGGCCGCACGCCCACCGAUGCACCGGUAUUUGAGUGUCCCGUCUGCCGCAACAAAGUGCGCGGUCGCCAGGUGAACAACACGAUGCCCAGCAACUUCAAGCAGUUCUUCCACCCGGAGCCGUUCAGCCUAAACAUCGAGUUCAUCACCACGUUCCAGAUGGCCAACCAUCGCCACUUUGACAGAGUCAAGGAGAAGAAGGGAGCAAAGGCACACAAGCUGCAGAAGGACGUCGAUCUGGCCAAGUCCAUUUGCCAGAAGGGCUACUGUAACCUGGAGAUCAUGCGCGUGGAACGCCAGAAGCUUUCACAACGGAUACGCCAAAUAAAGAUACAGGUGGCCAAGCAAAAGGAAGAAAACGAGAAGGAGAAGCGCUUGGCGGCGGAGAUAUGUUAUGGCAUUCAAACACAGCCCAAAUCUGGCUCGGGACAUGGACAGGAACGGCUGCGAGCGAAAACAGUCUCUCCCAUAAAUAAGCAUUGUCGUAAUACGAGCAUCACAUCCUCGAGUUCCUCGCAAAAGCACAAGCAGGUGACCAGCUUCCGACACCAGUCUAAUAAUUCCUUCAAUUUGUAGAUUUAUUACCAUUGCACAAGUGCACUUAAACUUAAUUUCUAUAUAUACUAUAAAAUAAGAACGUAUAUACAGUAUGCGUACGUAAAUAUCUCUAUAAUAAUAGAGGUAUAAAAUUUAAGUCUAACAUAACAUCUAAGUUAUUCCGUUAUAUUCAAAUUCUAACGUUCCAAUCGGUUAUUAAAAACAAAACAAAAAUUUGUACAACUAUGAUAUAAAUAAGAUGAAG
Messenger RNA from Drosophila kikkawai, 1052 nucleotides. RefSeq names its product vilya (gene vilya). The record is from RefSeq and is a predicted model, not a curated record. Gene Ontology annotation, biological process: protein sumoylation; reciprocal meiotic recombination; homologous chromosome pairing at meiosis. Gene Ontology annotation, molecular function: SUMO transferase activity. NCBI's taxonomy places the organism in Eukaryota, Metazoa, Arthropoda, Insecta, Diptera, Drosophilidae. Gene Ontology annotation, cellular component: synaptonemal complex.